Molecule: messenger RNA, 399 nt
Organism: Plasmodium gallinaceum
Lineage: Eukaryota; Apicomplexa; Aconoidasida; Haemosporida; Plasmodiidae
Gene: SPT4
Product: transcription elongation factor SPT4, putative
Exons: 4
Coding region: 1-399 (132 amino acids)
Biological process (GO): mRNA processing; positive regulation of DNA-templated transcription, elongation; chromatin organization
Cellular component (GO): nucleus; DSIF complex
Molecular function (GO): zinc ion binding; RNA polymerase II complex binding
Source: RefSeq, a predicted model, not a curated record
AUGACAACAUCAAAAGGAAGAAAAAAAUCUGAUAUGAAAAAAAACGAUGAGUCAUUUGCAGAACAAAAAGAUUUACCAAAAAAAUCAAAGAACAAUUUACAAGAGGAUAAAGCAGUGUUAAAAUUACGUGCCUGCUUAUCAUGUAGAUUAUUAAAAACAGAAGCUGAAUUUUAUCAAAAUGGUUGUAAUAAUUGUAAAUUUUUACAAAUGACGGGAGAUAGACAUAGAAUCCAUGAUUGCACCACAGAAAAUUUCCAUGGGUUUAUAGCCAUAACUAACCCUAACAAAUCAUGGAUGGCACAAUACAAUGAUUUAAGUAAAUAUGUUCCAGGUUUUUAUGCUUUACAAAUAGUAGGAGAAUUGCCAGAGUCAAUAAGAGAUUUAAAAGCGAAUUACUAA